AUGCUGCGGCACCGUCCUGCACCAGGAAUCUUAAUUUCUCAAUCUCAGAUCUUUAACCAGUACGCCAUUGCUGCCAUUACCAUGACCUGUUGCGACCACAUUUCCACAUUCCCUAUCCAAAAAUUGACUCCUGGCACUCAGGUGCACAAGGAUGAUUGUAUGUACUGCUUCGAUACACCAGAAAAUUGCCCCAAGGGUAUAGAUAUAUGUCUCGAGUGCUACCAGUCAUUCUCUCGUGGACCAUUAAAUCACACAGAAUUGCAUGUAAACAGUACCCACCAUCAGAUCUACCUCAAUCUAGUCAAGGAGUUGAAGCCGGAAGACGAAAGAAAGAGGAAAUCCGAUGGAGAACGCAGCGUUAAAAUGGCUAAACUCAUGAUCACAGACUCACAGGAAGACGACAAUUACAAUACGCUAACAUCUAUAUAUUGUGCCUUGUGUGACUUGAAAUGUAACAUGUCUGAAGUUUCUGAAGGUCUUCAGCUGAAAGUUGACGAAAUCAUGAAUGCAAACUCGUCUACUCGGAGCGAAGAAAUCAAGGCAUGGGAACAGGAAAUUUUCCCUUGUACACAUUCUUGUGACAUUCAACAAACCGUCACAGACUCGCCACCAGAUCUCUCUAAAUGUGGUGCUUGUGACUUGAAACAAAACUUGUGGAUAUGUCUCCACUGUGGUUCCAUUGGUUGCGGUAGAGAACAAUUUGGCUCGUCCAUUCCUGGCAAUUCCCAUGCAUUGGCACACUACGAACUCACUGGCCAUCCAGUAGCGGUAAAGCUUGGCUCUCUAUCGGCUGCCGGCUCUGAAAUCUGCGACUCUUAUUGCUACAAAUGUAACGAUGAAGUCAAGGUUCCUAACGUUUCAGCAUGCUUGUUAAAGUUUGAUAUCGACGUUUCGAAAGCGGUCAAGACAGAAAAGAGUCUAGUUGAAAUUAACCUUGAUCAGAACUUGAACUGGGAUUUCAAACUCGACGGCGCCAAUGGAGAAAAGUUGCAGCCUGUAUUCGGCUCCGGGUUAACCGGCAUGAAGAACCUUGGAAACCUGUGUUACUUGAACUCUGUCGUCCAGUCGUUAUUCAGCCUUAACGACUACAAGUCAUACUUUGAGAACAAGACGUUUCCGCCCUUCAAGCGUGUGAAAGAUCCGUCGAGGGACGUAUGCUGUCAACUUGUCAAGAUGUAUGAUGGGCUUUAUUCUAGCAGAUAUUCGGUGCCAUCUCAACUCUCUGGAGAUGUAUACCAAGCGGGAAUCAAACCAUCAACUUUUAAGCAUUUAAUAGGUGAAAACCACCCUGAAUUUCAAACGCAACGACAACAAGAUGCAUACGAGUUUUAUUUGCAUUUGCUCGAUAAGAUCGACAAUGAAGUUGGCUUAGCACUUAAUGAAGGCUUGAAGUUUGUUCUUGAUAACAAGAUCCUCUGUUCCAAGUGCAACAAAGGACGGAUAGACAGCGAACUUGUUGAUAGCUUAUCGGUGCCCAUUGUCGAUGAAAAUACUAGCGAUACCGAAAAGGUGGAUAUACUAGAGAAGAUAGAGGACUACUUUGCGGUUGAGGCAGUUGAAGAUUAUCAAUGUGAUGAAUGUAAAGAGAAAACUGUUGCAUUCAAAUCAAGUGGUUUUAAAACUUAUCCACAAUCUUUGGUGUUGAAUGCAAGACGAAUUCAGUUGAAGAACUGGGUGCCCGUUAAAGUGGAUGUGGAACUUCAGGUGCCCGAUGUGAUUGAUUUGAGUUCUUUUGGUGCCCCAAUACUCGAAGAUGGCGAGCAAGAGUUUACUAAAACAAACAGCACAACAUUCGAACCCAAUCCAGAUGCCAUGGAAAUGUUAUCUAGUAUGGGCUUUCCUCACAAUCGAGCGGCCAAAGCACUUUACAAUACAGGCAAUAAAUCAGCCGAGGAUGCAAUGAAUUGGCUCUUUGAGCAUCUCGAGGAUGCAGACAUCGAUGCUCCGCUUGAGGUUUCCGAGUCGAAAGAGUCCAAUGAGCCUUCAAAUGAAGCUAUUGCAUCCUUAGGAGCGAUGGGAUUUUCAAGUCAAGUUUCUCGAAAAGCACUCAUUUUAUCCAAAGGCGAUGUUAACGCUGCGGUAGAAUGGCUUUUCAGUAACCCAGAUGAUGACGGAGUCAUCGAAGUCGACAGAACUAAAUCUACAGCCGAGGCAAGACUGUCGUUAAUGGAAAAAUUGACUCUGGCACCAGCUACAGGUGGUAAUUACAAGCUCAAAGCUAUCGUUUGUCAUAAAGGUUCAUCUCCUCACACCGGCCACUACGUUGCAUACAUUCGUCUCAACAUCGAUAACCAAGAAAGGUGGGUCCUUUUCAACGACGAAAAGGUGGUUCUCUGUGACGAAUCUAGCAUGAAAGAAGUGGGUGCCAAUGGAUACUUGUACUUCUUUGAGAAAAUCGCCCAUUAG
Meyerozyma guilliermondii ATCC 6260 is the source of this 2406-nucleotide messenger RNA. RefSeq names its product ubiquitin-specific protease. The record is from RefSeq and is a predicted model, not a curated record. NCBI's taxonomy places the organism in Eukaryota, Fungi, Ascomycota, Pichiomycetes, Serinales, Debaryomycetaceae. Gene Ontology annotation, biological process: protein deubiquitination. Gene Ontology annotation, molecular function: cysteine-type deubiquitinase activity; protein binding; zinc ion binding. The coding region runs from base 1 to 2406 and encodes 801 amino acids. Gene Ontology annotation, cellular component: cytosol; nucleus. The transcript has a single exon.